GCAGAUGCGCUUUGCCGCCAGGCUGAUGAGCAGGACAAGAAGGAAGAGGCUGCCAGCAACCAGGCUCUCGGACUUGCUGAUGGCCCAACCGGCCCUCCGACAGCGAAGGCCGAAAAAGAGAUCGAAGAGCUCCAGGGGCAUUCAAAGCGCCGAGAGGAUUUCAUUGCAUGGAGCCAAAGCCGCGAAGUGUCAGUUUCGCACACAGACGUGUUUGGUCAGGUGCAGUUGUCGGCCGCAGAGUACAAAGGGAAGGCAGUCCGCAUCAAGAACAGCACUGGUGUUGCAUAUGUGGUGCCUGAAGAUGCUGGGUUGCUGAAACUUAUGGUGGACAAAUGCAGCGAUGUCAGCAUCCACGUGCAAUCUUCGGUGAUCACCUCAACGGUAGAGCUCUACAAGUGCAGGCGGCUGGAAUUGCACCUGGAUCACCCUUUGGGGACGUUGCAAGUGGACGAGUGCGAUGAGUCGGUCGCUGUGAAGUUUGCCGAACGAGAUCAUGUAGGCAAAGCCUACCACCAGAAUUCGCCGGGCUUCAGCAUCUCCUGGGGCCUCUGCGGCACGUCAAACUCCACGAUGGUGGGGAAGGCAGGGGCCUUCCAGCUUCUUACGUGUAUGGUGGAUGCAGCCCUUCGCACAGAUGCCGUGAGGCGUGGGGAGGGAGAGUUUCCGCUGGACUUUGGAACUGCUACCGCCGUUCCUGACCAACCUGAGCCUGAGGCAGUUCCGGCAGAUGAGCAGAGGCGACAGGAGGCUGAGAAGCACCGGCUGGCUGGCAAUGACAUGUUCCGUGCAUCAGACUUCAGCCAGGCCGCCGCUUUAUACUCGCUGGCCCUCCAGCUCGCACCGGAACUGGGAGCUGUAUGGGCAAACCGCGCCCAAUGCUGGCUGAAACUGGGCAACCACGAGAAGGCCCUGGCUGAUGCGAAGAAGUGCACAGAGGUAGAGCCAAUGAAUCCCAAGGGUUGGUUCCGACAGGGCAUCAGCCUCCACGCAAUGCAGCGCUACACUGAUGCCAUUCCUGCACUGCUGGAGGCAGGAUUCAAAAAGGUUUGCGAAGGACAGUGGGAUUGGUUGCGGAUAGAUUGA
Messenger RNA from Symbiodinium pilosum, 1083 nucleotides. NCBI's taxonomy places the organism in Eukaryota, Dinophyceae, Suessiales, Symbiodiniaceae. The record is from the annotation of a GenBank genome assembly.